UAUCGGCAGAGGCUAGAGGUCAUCGCGGAGAAGCGGCGGCUGCAGGAGGAGAUCCGGGCGGCGCGGCGCGAGCUGGAGGAGGAAAAACUCCGCGUCGAGCGGCUCAAGAGGAAGUCUCUCCGGGAGCGCUGGCUCAUGGAUGGAGCUGCUGAGGGGCCAGAGCAGCCAGAGGACCCCACCUCACAGGACCUCCAGUCUCCUGAGGAACAGGCUCAGGCUCGCAUCCGGAACCUGGAAGAUAGCUUGUUCACACUCCAGUCCCAGCUGCAGCUGUUGCAAAGUGCGUCCACAGGUGCCCUGCACAAGCUUUCAGGCAGGCCUACCUGGCGAAGACAGGGUCACCGUCCUCUUUCCCAGCUCUGCAUGGAAACAGACCCUGCAGGCCAGACUGAUCCGGACAAGCGAGCCUCCCUGCCAGCUGGGCUAGUGGGCACACCCCCAGAGUUCUCCUCUGAGCAUAGAGAUGAGAUUGUAGAAGUUCCACCAGCCCUAAGGCUGGCCCCCGGGGCAGCAGGGCCUUCCUCAGAAGCCAAUGGCCCCUGCCCAGAACCAAGCUCUCCUUCGAGUCCAGGGGUAGCAGAAUUCAAGGGCAGUGGGGGUGAGACCAAAGGAGGGGGUGUAGUGAAGGUAGUGUGGGAGGGGCUGAGGGCCACAGAGGACUGUGCCACAGAGGCCACAGGCCCAGAGCUGGAGGCGAAGGUUGAGGAGAUGGUGCUAGAGGCCAUCGGGGAAAGGCAGGAAGCCGAUCGUCUAGGGCUCCCAUCCUGGGUGAAAGAGGAGAGAGGGAUUGUGGAGGUGAUCUGGGAAGGAGUUGGGGGCCCGGAGGACAGUAACUCAGAGGCCACAGGGGAGACAGGUAGGGGACCAGAGGCUGUGCCAACCAGCUCACCAAGAAUCCAGGAGGGAAUAGAGGAAGCAGCUUCUCAUGAGGGGGAUGGUGCCUCCAGGAGCAGCCCUGAUGGUGACAAGCAAGGAGGCUCUGGAGGAGUAGAGGGGUCAUUCAUUUGGGUGGAAAGAGUGACCCUCACUGAGGAAUGGGAGGAGCUGCAGGUAGAGGGGGUGGGAGGACCAAGGGUGACAGGCAGGGAGGGAGGAGAUGAGAGUUCUCUGGGGGCAGAGGAGAGAGGAGUGGAAGAAAGCUGGGAGGUGGAGAAGAGCCUAGCAGAGCAAUCUGGGGAAAAGGGAAAUGAGAAAAAGGCAGGGACCGAGUGGGAAGGGGAGGAGGGGUUGCUGGUGGGAAGUGAGGAAACUUUGCAGCUGGAGAGGAGAAGAGAUGAGGAACCACUGUCCAUAGAAAGAAAGGAAGUGGCAGAUAGGGAAAGAGACAAGGAGUCAUUGGGAGUAGAGAAGACAGGAGAUGAUAAAAAAAAGCUAGAGGUUGAAAAACCAGUGGUGAUGGAGAGAAGAGGUGAGAUAUCAUUGAAGGUAGAGAAAGAAGGAGGGGAAGUGUUAAAGGUAAAAAGGGAAGAGGGGGAGGAAGAAUUAAAGGUAGAAAGAGAGGGAGGUGAGGCAGCACUGAAGGUAGGGAGAGAUGUAAAGGAAACAUUGAAAGUAGAAGGAGGAAGAGGUGAGGAAGCAUUGGAGGUAGAUGGAGAAGGUGGUAAGGAAGCAUUUAAAGUAGAGAGAGGAGGAGAAGAAGCAUUGGAGGUAGAGGGGGAAGGAGGUGAGGAAGCAUUGGUGGUAGAGGAAAAAGGAGGUGAGGAAGUAUUGCUGGUAGAGAAGAAAAGAGAUGAAGAGUUAGAGGCAAUUCAAGAACCAUUGGUGUCAGAGAGAAAAGGAGAGGCAUCAUUGAAGGUGCUGAGAGGAGGUGAGGAAGCACUACAGGCAGAGAAAAAAGGAGAUGAGGAAGCAUUGGAGGCAAAGACUAUGCAAGGUCUGUGUUCAGAGGAAGGUCUGAGUGCAGAAGAACAGAGAGAGUCAGGAGAAGGUACGGAAUGUCAGGCAGAGGAGGUGAGUGAGGCAGAGGCUCCCUUGGAGGCCAUGAAGGAACCAGGACCAGAGGAAGGAUCACAGCCCCAGAAACUGGAAGUCUCCCCAGUGGAGACAGCCAUGAAGCCCCAAACCCCUGCUGAGGGCCACGGCCCCAUGGGGGACACCACACCCGUCCUGGUGGAGACCCCAGCUCCAGAACAGCCCCCUGAGUGCCAGCCACUGCUUCAGGUAGAGGGGCCCAGUGCCCACCCUGUGCCCACCUAUGCACCUGACCGGCAGCCUGAGCCAUCUGCCCCUCCCGAGGGUGAAGAGGCGAGUGGCCCUAAGCAGAAGACGUGCCAGUGUUGUGCGGUUAUGUGAGCCCAAGCCCUCCACCCCAUACCUAGCUCCUCUCACAGCUACCUCGGCCUCUUGGCAUCCAGCAGAGGGUUCCAGGCACAGAAAAGGGCACCACAGAGCUGACCUGUGGCACUUGGGAGCCAGCUGGCCCAAAUAUCCACCUCCACCAGGGCUUCCAGACCCCUUGCCUACUGCCUGUGAUUAUGGCCCCCUUCUGUGACAAAGCCUUUAUACUUGAAAAUAAAACCUUAAA
This is a messenger RNA of Talpa occidentalis (Iberian mole), 2524 nucleotides long. It is a transcript of the gene PALM3, whose product is annotated as paralemmin 3. The coding region runs from base 136 to 2292 and encodes 718 amino acids. The transcript is spliced from 6 exons. The record is from RefSeq and is a predicted model, not a curated record. Gene Ontology annotation, biological process: negative regulation of cytokine-mediated signaling pathway; response to lipopolysaccharide; Toll signaling pathway. Lineage: Eukaryota; Metazoa; Chordata; Mammalia; Eulipotyphla; Talpidae.